Humulus lupulus (European hop) is the source of this 1887-nucleotide messenger RNA. RefSeq lists its product as uncharacterized. The record is from RefSeq and is a predicted model, not a curated record. NCBI's taxonomy places the organism in Eukaryota, Viridiplantae, Streptophyta, Magnoliopsida, Rosales, Cannabaceae. Gene Ontology annotation, molecular function: nucleic acid binding; zinc ion binding. Bases 1 to 1887 code for a protein of 628 amino acids. The transcript has a single exon.
AUGGAUAAGAAUGACUUGGAGCUACACUAUCAAAGAAUGUCCAAAAGAUUCUACCUAAUUGGGGGAGUAGAUGAUCCGAACCUAAAGCAAGCCUUCCUGGCGUCCAUCCCAAAACCGCUUGGCGAAGAGACGUUCAGACUCCUCUCAGCAAAUGGCAGAACAUUACAGAACACAACUCUUGGUGAGCUAUUCCAGACAAUAAUGAGAGCACUAGAAAAAAUGUGCUCCCAGAAUAAAUUCCUACAGGAAUACAUGAAGCAAACAAAACAGCUCGAUAAGGUAUGCAGUCCAAGAGAUCUAACAAUCAAAUGCUCAACUAAGUCAUCUUGUUCCUGCGAAAGACCAAGCUAUGGUGGGAAGAGAUACAAAAGCAAGUCAUUCAAACCAAGGACUCCAUGGAAAUUUCUCCGACGGAAAAACAGACCAGGCAAGUCUUCUAAUAGAUGUUUCUUGUGCGGACAGAAAUGGCACUUUGCCAAGCAAUGUCCAAAAGGCAAAACGGCGAAGAUGAUAUCACACAUCCAGGAUGUAACAGGAGUAUCCCUCUCAGACGAUGAUGUAGAAUCCGUGUUCUCUAUAGAAGAUGAAAUCUCCCCGUAUACUGUCUGUGCAUUACGACCAUUCUCCCACUCAGACGACAAUAGUGCAGGAGACAUCUUCAAAAUGAAUGCCAUAAAUUCUGUUCAAUCCAUCCCUAUGGAAAAAAUGCAAAUCAUCCCAACAAAAUACUCCAAGCCAAUCAAGGUGGCUGCCUUCUUUGAUACUGGAGCCUCCUACACCAUCAUGAAUCCUGAUAUUCUACCACCAGAAUUUUGGAAGAAAAAGAAGCAGUACUUCCACGCGGCAAAUAACCAAAUUUUCUGCACGGAACUAAUCAGCAAGCCCAUCAAGCUGCAAUUUUUUCCAGGCUGCUCAAUCGUCCACAGGGUCAUCGGCUCUAAACUUCCGGGAAAAGAUUUAAUUAUAGGUUUCGACCUCUACACGAAGAAAAAAGGUCUGAGAAUACUUCCACAGGGGUUGGCGUACAAGCAAUACUUCACUCUAUGGGAGCAGGUUCCGAAUUACUUCCACAUGACUGAAGAUUGUCUGACAUCGAUCAAAGAGCGCAUUAUCCAAAAAUCAUGUGCUAAUUCCCUUAUGGAGUUCUCAAAUAAAUGCGACCACCCACUAUGGAAAAAUGAGGAAUUCUUCAUUUCUCUCCCAUUUAAGAUGAAUGAAGAUGCAAACCCAACUAAAGCAAGUCAUCUGGGAAUAGGCCCCGAUCAUCAAAGCCUGGCAAACAAGGAAUGUGAAGAGCUAAAAGCACAAGGAUUAAUCGAAGAAACUGAAUCUCCAUGGGCCUGCCAUGCAUUCUACGUCAACAACAGAUCAGAACAAGCCCGAGGCAAGCAACGACUAGUAAUAAACUACCAACCGCUCAACCACUUCCUAACAGAUGACAAGUUUCCUCUGCCAAACAGAAAUUCCUUGUUCUCCAGCCUAUCACAAGCAAAGGUAUUUUCCAAAUUUGACCUAAAAGCGGGUUUUUGGCAACUAGGAGUCAAAAAAGAGGACAGGCCGAAAACUGCAUUCUGUAUCCCAAACCAUCAUUUCCAAUGGACUGUAAUGCCAUUCGGGCUCAAAACAGCCCCAUCCCCCUUCCAAAAAGCCAUGAGCAAGAUAUACAAGCCCAUCUUAAACCAGGCCCUCAUCUACAUAGACGAUAUCCUCCUUUUUUCCCCUGAUAUAAAAUCCCAUACCAAUCUUCUAACCCAAUUUGCUGGUAUCACUGAAAAGUAUGGAAUAAUGUUAUCAGAAAAGAAGAUGGUGUUGGGCCAACCCAAAAUCGAGUUCCUAGGGAUGAAAUUGCACAAUGGCACAUACGAAGCCCAACCUCACAUAGCCUAG